AUGGCCACCUGCUGGCAGGGCCUGUGGGCCUACCGCUCCUACCUGAUUGUGCUACUCCUGCCCAUUCUACUGCUGCCCCUGCCCAUCCUCAUCCCCACCAAGGAAGCCUACUGUGCCUACUCCAUCAUCCUCAUGGCACUCUUCUGGUGCACCGAGGCUCUGCCUCUGCCUGUCACUGCCCUCUUCCCCAUCAUCCUGUACCCCAUGAUGGGCAUAAUGGAUGCCUCUGAGGUCUGCAUCGAAUACUUUAAGGACAGCAACAUCCUGUUCGUCGGGGGGCUGCUGAUGGCCAUUGCCGUGGAGCACUGGAAUCUGCACAAACGCAUUGCUCUCCGUGUGCUCCUCAUCAUUGGGGUGCGGCCUGCCCUACUGCUUUUGGGCUUCAUGUUGGUCACAGCCUUCCUGUCCAUGUGGAUUAGCAACACAGCCACCACAGCCAUGAUGGUGCCCAUCGCACAUGCCGUUCUGGAGCAGCUCCACAAUACAAGCAAGGAUGUAGAGGAGGGCAGCGACAACCCCACCUUUGAACUCCAAGAAGGGAGUCCCCAGAAGGACGUGACCAAACUUGAUAACGGGCAGGCCCACCCUGCCCUGCCUGCUUCUUCAGAGUCAACGGUGUGGCAGAAGAGGGAGCAGCUCCGCUUUAGCCAGGGCAUGAGCCUGUGCGUGUGCUACUCGGCCAGCAUCGGGGGCAUCGCCACACUCACUGGCACUACACCUAACCUGGUGCUGCAAGGCCAGGUCAACGCGCUCUUCCCCCAAAAUGGCAACGUGGUGAACUUUGCCUCCUGGUUUGGCUUUGCCUUCCCCACCAUGGCCAUCUUGCUGCUGCUCUCCUGGCUGUGGCUGCAGAUCCUCUUCCUGGGGUUCAACUUCCGGAAGAACUUCGGCUUUGGGGGACAGGCGAAGGAAAGAGAGCAGGCAGCCUUCCACGUCAUCCAAACAGAACACAAGCGACUGGGCCCCAUGACCUUCGCAGAAAAGGCUGUCUCUGUCCUCUUUAUCAUCUUGGUGGUGCUAUGGUUCACCCGGGAGCCAGGCUUUUUCCUUGGCUGGGGCAACCUGGCUUUUCCCGACAAGGAUGGAAACAGCAUGGCAUCCGAUGGGACAGUGGCCAUCUUCAUUGGAAUAAUUCUGUUCUUGGUGCCCUCCAAGAUCCCAGGGCUGACUCAGGAUCCAAACAAACCAGGGAGGCUGAAGGCCCCUCCUGCCCUCCUCAACUGGAAGACUGUGAAUGAGAAGAUGCCCUGGAAUAUUGUGCUCCUGCUGGGUGGUGGCUUUGCCCUGGCCAAGGGCAGCGAGAAAUCAGGACUGUCUGAGUGGCUGGGGGACAAGCUGACCCCACUACAGAAUGUGCCAUCUCCCGCCAUUGCCUUCAUCCUCUGCCUCCUGAUUGCUACUUUCACUGAGUGUACCAGCAAUGUGGCCACCACCACACUUUUCCUGCCCAUUCUGGCCUCCAUGGCUCAGGCCAUCUGUCUCCACCCUCUGUAUGUCAUGCUUCCCUGCACGCUGGCCGCCUCCUUGGCCUUCAUGCUGCCUGUGGCCACCCCACCCAAUGCCAUCGUUUUCUCUUUUGGGGGCCUCAAAGUGUCUGAUAUGGCCCGGACAGGAUUCCUGCUCAACAUCAUUGGGGUGCUAGUCAUCACGCUGGCCAUCAACAGCUGGAGCUUCCCCAUCUUCAACCUGCACACUUUCCCCUCCUGGGCUUACUCCAACACCACAACCAACUGCAUGGCCAUCCAGACGAACAUCACCACGACACCUAGCCCCUAGACCAGCGCAUGAUCUGGCCAAGACCAGGAAGACUCACCUGUUCGUAUCCCUUUGAGCCAGGAGGGGACACCCAGGCUUCAAGCCAAACAUUGAGAGAAAGGAACCUAUAUAUAGAACCUUGUAUGUGUGUCUGUAAGGAGUGUGCUCAAUCCUGCAUUUCUGAGAUGUGUGUGUGUGUGUGUGCGCGCGCGUGUGUGUGUGUGUGGCGUGUCAUGUAGCUUGAGGAUGCCUGAGAGGGUGUUUCUUGUGUGUGCACAUGCUCCUCAGUGUGUGUGCUUGGCAGUGGACAUAUGUGAGUUCACAGACCAUACAACAUGCCCCCUCUAGCACUCCGGGUCCUUGUCUCCCCAGCUUGGUGGCUGACCAGACCCCUUUGCACUGUAUUUAUUGAAACUCGGGGUUGGGUAGCCCGGGGAGCAGGGCCUAUGAGGAGUUGCUGGUGGGACCAGCCCAGCUACUGAAGUCUCCCCAGCUUCUCAGGUUUGAGGGGAGAGAUAGAAUAUUAGCCACAUUAAACGAUUUUUAAGUAGA
Canis lupus familiaris (dog) is the source of this 2307-nucleotide messenger RNA. RefSeq names its product solute carrier family 13 member 2 (gene SLC13A2). Gene Ontology annotation, molecular function: transmembrane transporter activity. The record is from RefSeq and is a predicted model, not a curated record. Gene Ontology annotation, cellular component: membrane. The transcript is spliced from 12 exons. Gene Ontology annotation, biological process: monoatomic anion transmembrane transport. Lineage: Eukaryota; Metazoa; Chordata; Mammalia; Carnivora; Canidae. The coding region runs from base 1 to 1776 and encodes 591 amino acids.